AUGACAGUAACGUACUCCCGCAGGGUUGCUGAUGCAGGUCUGGGAACCUUCUUUCACCUGCUCCUGCGAUGGAAAGGCAGCAUUUAUAAACUGCUCUACAGGGAGCUCAUCAUCUUCACUCUGCUCUACUACUUCUUCAGUAUUGUUUAUAGGUUUGUGUUAAAUGAUGAGCAGAAGAGGCUGUUUGAGAAGCUGUCACUAUACUGUAACCGCUAUGCAGAGCUCAUCCCUGUGUCGUUUGUGCUGGGUUUCUAUGUGACCUUGGUUGUGUCGCGUUGGUGGGGCCAGUUUGAGAACGUCCCCUGGCCAGACCGCUUGGCAGCUUUAGUAGGUGGUCAUGUUCGAGGAGCUGACGAGGCCUCUAGGCUGACCCGCCGAACUCUGAUGCGAUACGCUAACCUGUCUGGUGUACUCAUCUACCGCUCCGUCAGCACAGCUGUCUACAAGAGGUUUCCCACCAUGGAGCAUCUGGUGCAGGCAGGUUUGAUGACGUCAGAGGAGCUGAGGCACCUGGAGGACCUGCCCUCUCCUCAUAACAAGUUCUGGGUUCCCUGUAUGUGGUUCGUCAGUCUGGCUCUGAGAGCUCGGACUGAGGGUCGCAUCAACAACGACGUGGCACUCACAGCCAUUCUCACCGAGUUGAACAGUUUACGGGCAAAGUGUAUGAAGCUGUACGGUUAUGACUGGAUCAGCCUGCCUCUUGUCUAUACUCAGGUGGCGACAGUUGCGGUGUACAGCUUUUUCCUGGCUUGUCUGAUUGGCCGUCAAUUCUUGGAUCCAGCUCAGGGUUACCCUGGUCAUGAUCUGGACUUCUACCUUCCUGUGUUCACCCUGUUGCAGUUUUUCUUCUAUGUUGGUUGGCUGAAGGUGGCAGAGCAGCUCAUAAAUCCCUUUGGUGAAGAUGAUGAUGACUUUGAAACCAACUGGCUUGUUGAUCGCAAUUUACAGGUGUCCUUGCUGUCUGUGGAUGAGAUGUAUGACAGCCUGCCGCUGGUUGAGAGGGAUAUGUACUGGAAUGAGUCUGAACCUCAGCCUCCCUACACCACCGCCAGUGCUGAACACCGCAAACCGUCCUUCAUGGGCUCAGCCCUGGAUAUCAGUGUUCCUAAGGAGGAGAUGGAGUUUCAAUCCAAUCUGGAGCAGAUCAAAGAACACGAAGAGGCCAACUACUCCACCCCACUCCUUGGAGGGUUGGGUCGUCUUCUGGGUGUCCAGUCUCCUAACUUUCCUCGCUCCUCCCGGGUCCCUCUGCUGCGCCGCCGUCCUGGAGCUCCACUAAGCCGCUUCCCUCUUUACCUGCACCCAGAGGCUCCAUCAACCCCAAGUCAAGUUCGCCAGCCUUUGAGCCAGGAGCGAGAUCCAGACUACGCCUUCUCCACCAUGCCCCUGUACGAAAGGCCAGGUUUCUACAGCUGCCCACAAACACCCAUCCACUGCGUGCCCCCUGCAGUGCCCCGCCCACGACCUGCCCGGAGAACCCAAAACGAGUGGGAUCGCAGCUGCAGCUCCCUCGCCCCUCCUAUGGUCGGCUCACAGUUGCUGCCUCCUGACACCCCCAACCACGUCCCCCCACCGCCAUCCUCUGCUUUCCCAUGGCUGAGUGAGGAUGGCGAGAUGCAGAGUGCCCCUACUUUCUCCUUCCCUGACCCUCCACCUGAACUCUGCCCAAUAUCUAAACUCAGACCAGGACACGGCCUGCUGUCUCGCCGGCCUCUUCCUCCUCGCCUCACUCUGGACAACCUCCCCUCAGCUGACAGCCAGCCGGGACCUCCAAGUGCUCGAGCUGCAGGAAGCGGAGGUGAAAGGGUGUUCUCGUUCACUCCUCCCUCUCGAACAGCCACAGCAAAUCCCAGUAAUCCCAACAGCAGCUCUAGCAGCAUUAAUGCAACAAGCACCAACAGCGCUGGCACGCUGGGAAGUCUCUGCAACGGUACAAGUCACAGUAAUUUUAGUAACCAUGGCAACUUCAGCACCAACAUGAGGGCAAGCAACGGGGGCACCAACGGCGGGCUGAGCAAUAACAUGAACACAGUGUCCACUUCAGCGUCAUCGCAACAAGAAACCAAUCAGCAAAACUCACCCAAUGAUUCGGGAAUCUCACUGGCUGAAGGGGACCUGCUGGGCGUUUUGGUGGAUGGUGGGGUGAACAAGGCUGCAGGAGGGAGGGAACAGGAUUGAGAAAACAAGGUGUGACAGUUUUUUUGGACCACAUGUGACAUUCAAAACAUUUAACACGUACAGGUACUCACCGA
This is a messenger RNA of Toxotes jaculatrix (banded archerfish), 2252 nucleotides long. It is a transcript of the gene best1, whose product is annotated as bestrophin 1. Gene Ontology annotation, molecular function: chloride channel activity. The coding region runs from base 1 to 2178 and encodes 725 amino acids. Lineage: Eukaryota; Metazoa; Chordata; Actinopteri; Toxotidae. The transcript has 9 exons. The record is from RefSeq and is a predicted model, not a curated record.